GGAAGUAGGGUUUGUUUUGUAUUUUUGUCGCGACGCGGGAACGGGACGGUCGAGCACACUGAGGUCGUAAACAAACUAACGCGAUUCUUUGUACAUCCAUUGAAUGGUCGGCCAUUCUGACCAUGCAGUCCAAAAAACAGGAUGUGGCCAAACCGAAUAUCUCCCCAGUUCUGUUCAUGACUGUGGACGGUGAGCCCAUGUCUUUCUUCCUGCCACCGGGUCCUGUUAAAAGCAAGCUCCAGCCGCUCAUCACAGCCGGGGCAGGGCUGUUGAACAAUGUGCAGCAGCCAGGAGCAAUCCUGCUGAUACCCCCAGAGGAAAGAGGCAUUAUUCCUGAAAAUAGGACUCACUGGUACGUGUCCACCCAGUACAUUCUUGACUGUAUUGAGAAGGAUGAACAGCUGGAUUUAGAGGACUAUAGGUUACAUUGUGAAGUGGUCCCGAGACAGUCCCCUAGACUCAACAAUAACAAACACAUCUCAACUGGACUCUCUGGAGGCAGGGUUGCCUACACCGCUGAAGAGGAUGCUGCCAUUUUGUCUUAUGUCAGCAAGCACAAGACAGAGACUAAGGGAAACCGGCUUUGGCAAAAGAUGGAGAAGCAGCGCGUGACCACUCACAGCUGGCAGUCAAUGAAAUACCAUUAUCAAGUGCCACUGGCAAAGAGACAUUCAGAGGUUGUGGAGGUGGCAACAACAGAGGAAGACACCAAGGCAGCCGAGAGCGAGACCAAGGUACAAGAAAAUCAAAAAAUAGAUGUUCCAAAAAACUCCAAUGGAGAAGACUCUCCUCCGAUGAAUUCAACGGAAACGGACCUAAAACAGAUAGGUGCCCAGUCCACUCCAUCUGAAAGCAGAGAAACAGAAGUUGUCGAAGCUCAAACAUCCAUCCCUCCCCAAGAAGAAGUGCAACAUGUGGACCCACAGACAGAUAAACAACCAGCUGAAAGCACAGAGGUAGAGACUGUCGAAGCUGAAACAUGUAACUCCGAGGGAUCUUGUUUGGACGCACAGACAGAUGCCCAACCCGUUUCAGCUGAGUGUGCAGAACCAGAAAUGGAGGAACCACAAACAAUCAUUUCCCCACCAAAAAAAAGUGUACCAGGGGAUUCUCCUUCAGCUGAGCCUGAGUCUCUGCCUGACACCUCCUCUCAGAAAGAGUCCGAAGAGAAGCAGAAAGCUUCCCCCAAGCCGGAGCAACUACAACGUCGAUUUACGCGGCGGCGGCUCGUGGUCGACGUGUCUUCAUUGCCUGAACCGUAUGGCAAACAAGUCAGAUCAUCAACAACUUCUCCAGGGCGACUAUCAUUAUCCCCUCAGCCCUCAAAGAAAACUAAAGCAGCCAAUAAGUCCAAUCUUCAGACGGACACAACAGAAGACCAGCCGCCUUCUAAGAGAGCCAGAGGAAAGAGUGUGGCAGAAAGUCAGGCUGCCGUCCCUGAAACCGCACAAGAAGAUAGAGAGUCUAAUUCAGUGCCACAGAAAGGAGAGAAGAAGAAAGAAAAGAGGAAGUUGGGGAUUCUAGAAAUGGCUACAAAGGAGUUUGAAGAUGGAAGUGAUUCUGAUGAAGAUGGAAGUCUAGAUCUCCAGAACCUGACUGAAACGGCCACGGUACAACCCACAUCAACAGAGCCUCCACUCCGAACCUCAGACACAGCUUCAGAUGUUGUUUCCACGCCGUCCAACCCUGAACAUGGACCCAUCCCCCAGGAGAACAUGCAGGUGGCCGAGGCCUCCUCCAGCACCUUCCUACCUAAGACAGGCUGUCCUGAACCUGCGGCCAAUGAGGCCGUCAAUGCAGCCUCCAAGGCCCACCUGUUCAUAUUUGACAGUGAAUCCCAGGAGGACUCUCAGUCCAUUAUUGGUGAUAAUCCAGUAGCUCUGUCCAAACCACAGUCAACAGUGAACAAAGACGCCGCACUUUCACUGACCCAGGUCCAGUUGGAAGAGGACAAGCAGCGAAUCAAAGCGCUGAUGAACCAGACUAACCAGGAUUUAGUCAGUGUGACCAAAGCCCUGUUGAAGACCAGCGGAGACUUCUCUGCUGCUCUGGAGCAGCUUUUGAAUCCCUCCUCCAUUUCAGGACCAGUUUGGAAUCGCUGUGACGAUGGUCUUUUGUUCUCAGCUGAUCCCGUCGUCCGACAGCAGCUACAAGAGAAAUACAGCGAGGAGGACGUGGCCAAAAGAAUCGUGUUCCUUGAGGUAGAGAGAUGAAAUUGAAAGACACAUUAGUAUAGAGAGAAAGGAGGAGAAUAGGAGAUCAAGACUUAAGCAGUUAUUAUGCAGCCUAACUAGUGUGAGCUUGCUUGCUGAUAUUGGAUUAUUUUCACAUAAAAACUAGUGGCCCUCUACUUUAUUGCUGCUUCUUCUGGCUAACUUGAGAUGAAAUCAGAAACCUUGAACCAGAGGUUUUAACUAUUAAACAUUUUAGGUAGAUUAAGUUAGACCAUUCUCUAUACCUUUUGUUUGGGAACAGAAUCUUUCAAUGUGCUUAGAAUGAAAAUACUGUUUUAUGUUUUUAAUUAGUUGUAUGCUCUCUUUCUUUAAAUUGCAUUAAAUGUUUCUCACGGUUUCAAAAACACAUGCUUUAUAUUAUGAAAUAAAUAUCCUGUUUUUCUAA
Cyclopterus lumpus (lumpfish) is the source of this 2619-nucleotide messenger RNA. RefSeq names its product telomeric repeat binding factor 2, interacting protein (gene terf2ip). The record is from RefSeq and is a predicted model, not a curated record. Gene Ontology annotation, biological process: regulation of DNA-templated transcription; telomere maintenance via telomere lengthening. Bases 123 to 2213 code for a protein of 696 amino acids. Lineage: Eukaryota; Metazoa; Chordata; Actinopteri; Perciformes; Cyclopteridae. Gene Ontology annotation, cellular component: shelterin complex. The transcript has 9 exons. Gene Ontology annotation, molecular function: telomeric repeat DNA binding.